Messenger RNA from Macaca mulatta (Rhesus monkey), 6125 nucleotides. NCBI's taxonomy places the organism in Eukaryota, Metazoa, Chordata, Mammalia, Primates, Cercopithecidae. The record is from RefSeq and is a predicted model, not a curated record.
ACUGCAAGCUCCGCCUCCCGGGUCCACGCCAUUCUCCUGCCUCAGCCUCACAAGAGGUGGGGGGCCCUGACGGAGCCCUCUCCCAGCUGCCCCUGGCCAAGCUCUUCCCUCCAGACAACCCCGCCCACCAGCCGCAGAUGCUGGAGCGGAGCCUGCGGGAGGAGGAGCUGCGAGCACAGCACCAGGCCGCGCUGCUGCACCUGCGAGAGAUGGCGCUGCAGGAGAAAACGCUCGCGGAGCUGGCCUGGCUGGAGCAUCGGCGAGGGUGCCUGGACAGCAAGAGGGACAGAGCUGUGCUGGCCAUGCUGGUGGAGAAGCAGCAGCAAGCCCUCAGCAGAUUCGAGAAGGAGCAGAGGGAAAUCCAAUACCUGCGCCACACGCAGCUGCUCAGGCACCGAGACAGGAAGCUGUUUUUGCAACAUCAGAGGGACGUCGUCUCCAUGCCGGGGCCUGCAGGAGCCCUCCCCAUCCCGGGGCCCGCGGGCACCCGCCCCAUCCCAGGGCCCAGGGACGCACUCCCCAUCCCAGGGCCCGCAGACGCCCUCCCCAUCCCGGGGCCCACGGAAGUCCUCCCCAUGACGGGGCCCGCGGACGUCGUCCCAGUGCACGAGCUGCAGGUCCGGGCCAAGCUGCCGCAGGGCUCCAGCCCCAGAGUCAAGGUCACCUGGGAGGGCGGCUCAGAGACAAGCCAGCAGCCAGAGGCCUCCCUGUGUCCCCUGACCCUGCGCAGGCCCAGCAGCCCCACCAGCCGUCGCCCCCAGAGCAGCCCCGCAAGCUCGAAGGCCAAACGCCCUCCCGCGGAGCAGCGGGAUGUGACGCCGCCCCAGACAACCUCCGACGCAGAUGGUCACCAGCAGCCUCCGAGGCCAGCGUGGGGCGAGGACACACACGACCCCCGGGGCCCGCUGGUGGAGAGCGGCAGCCACAUCAGCCAAGAACCUGGGGAGCAGCCUCGGGCCCCUCAGCCGGACCUGCAGCCCGCGAGCCCCCCUGACGGACAGCGGCUGGGCCCAGCCUUUCCCGCCGAGGAGGCGGAGGGGCGCUUCCCCACAGCUCAGCGCAGGUCACAGGAGGCGAAGGAGCCGCUCCCAGGAGACCCUCAGACCAAGCCCGGCCCUUCCUUAGCGGGGAAGCCCCGGGCUCCGACAGACAGCCACGUGAGGAGCUUCGGGGAACGCAGCCAAUCCUCCUGGGGCAGAGAAGGUCCUUGUGGCCCACAGGAAGCCAGCCAGGUGACUGAGGGCAGCACGAGCGAAGAGGGCUCGGAAUUGGGGCUGGAUUUUGCCGGGAGUCCCGUGGAGGAGUCCCAGGAAACCGAGAGCUGGCGAUCAGGGGAGCAGAGGAUGGAGGCCUGCCUGCAGGAGGUCCCCGGCGUCUCCUCCACCUGGCUGGAAACUGCCCGGGCUGCUGCCUCCCCAGCAGCUCCUGUGGCUCCUGAGGAGGUGGCGCUCCCGAUCCUGCACCAGGGCAGUCCCCUUCUCCCCGCCACCCCCUCCUGCGGUCCAGGCUCUGAGUCUGCUUCCGGAACCUGCUGGGGGCCUUCGGAAGAAGCCAUGGUGUCAUCCCACACCUCCCCAGCAGGCUCUGUGACCAGCCUGUCCUGUCCCUCUCUCUGGGAGUUCCAGAAAGCAGCGGCUACGCUGGUCCAACUUUCUGAGAGCUCCAGCUCUCUUCCCGGCUUGGAAGCUGAAGAUUCCCCAGACAACGGUUUUGCCUGGCCUGGAGAGCUCUCUGCCCGACACUCCUCUGAGGAAGCUGGCCUGCCUUUGUCCUGGGGGCCAAACCAGGGUGAGCCUCGGCCAGGCAGUGUUCCUGGGGGUGGAGGACGGGUCACCUGGCAGAGGCCCCAGGGCAGUGGGGCCAGCCCCCUGUGUGGUUCCUCCUUGGACACGGCUGUGGCAGAAGGUUCAGCACCGGAGCAGAGCCCGAAGGCAGGCUGGCUGCUGCCUUUCCCAGACGUCCCUUCUCCAAGGUCAGGCUCAGAGCUGUCAGAGGCCUCCAGCGAAGUCUGGGACGAGGACAGUGAGAAGGACUUGCCAGAACCCUGCACUGGGGCCGAGCCAGCCUCGGGGAGCUCCCUGCCUGCAGGUGGUUCAUCGGGCCUUGAAAGUGGUGUGGAGACCCAGGUGGCUCUUCCCUCCCCAUGGCCUGGGGAGGGGCAGGAAGCUUCUGGGACCAGCGAGAGCCUGACGGGGGUGUCAGACACAGGAGAAGCAUGCCGGGCACCCCCGGAGGCCGCCGGUGUGGUGUUCCCACCCCAAAUCUCUUCUGCCAGCGACUCGGACUCGCUGCCGGCCUUUCCUCUGGGGACCUCUGGGAGUGAAGGAGCAGAUUUCGGCAAAGGAGGAGAGACUUUGGGCUACCAGGAGGAAACUCGGGAUGCUGACUCGAGUCUGUCCACCAAGAGCAAACUCCCGCACCUCAUGCCAGAGCCCGAGACCCCGGUGACCCUGCAGGCUCCUCCCGGGGACCUGGGCAGGCUGGCACUCCCAGUAGCUGAGAGCCGGGUGCCUGGGCCCGGUGGGAAUGGAGCCCCCACUGUCCUGGAGGAAGCCUGUCCCCCACUUGCCAGUGACGUCUUGACUGAGAUCCUAUCUCCCGUGGACGAGUUGCUGUCCUACAGCAGUGCCGACCUCCCGUCCUCCAUCCACAGGGAGGACCCCCUACCCCCACCUCCUCCCACUCCCCAGGCACAGAGUGAUGGCAAAGACACCAACCCAUGCUCAGAUGCCUUCCCUUCCCCGCCCUCGGGGCCCCUCGGGGAGGACACCGCCAUCAUCACCCAGGAUUUGUCCUCCUUGUCUGAGGAGAGUCUGCCGGAGGGACUGUUUCCUGGGCCCCAGGGGUCCGCGGGAACCCAGGAGUCGGGGCUCUGCCCAGGGGUGGCUGGACCGGGUGGAAGCCUUGAGGACCAGUUGGGUAGAUGCAGUUCUAUAGCAGAGGAUGAGGCCGGAGGCAGCCAGUGGCCUGAACCUGUCAGCUGGCCAGGGCGCCCGUCGUGUGAGGGGUCGGGCAGUGUCCCCGGAGGGCUCCCAGGACCAUCAGUGCAACCCCCAGCUCCAUCCAGAGUGGCCUCUGUGGCCAGGGAAGGUCUGUCAGGGCUGUUGGCAGCUGGUGACGCGGACGUGACGAGUGGCAGUUCAUCGGGGGACUGGGAUCCUGCUUUGGGUACAGGGUUCUGGGCUGAUGUGGCCUUUGAGGAGGUCUUGGGCCGUCGGGGAGAGCCCUGGGAAGGAGCGCAGAGCUCUGGGUGUGCAGAGAGCCAGGGAGGGUCGGGGCAGCUCUUGGUGGGUCUGGAUGAGCUCCUAGACACUGCUUCAUCUGCAGCGGGGCCCCUGGGCAGCCAAGCCUGCUUGGCCAAGACCCCCACCAGGGGCCGAGACCCCAAAGAAAUACUGGGUAAGAGCAGGAAGGCAGCCACACCUCCACAGGCAGCCACACCUCCACGUCCCCGGGAAGCAGCCCCGGCAGCCUCUCCCCCAGGCCAAGUACCCUUGGCCACCCGUGGAAAGUGUGAGUCCCUGGAGCAUGCCGGCAAGGACAUCGAGGGAGGCCUGAGCCGCCAGGUAGAGGACUCACCCAGGCCCGAGGGCGCACUGGGCAGAGAGCCGCUCCUGGAGACAGACUCAGGCCGUUGUGCACAUCUCCCAGGUGUGGAGCGAGACCAGGCAGUGGACCUCGUCUCCACGCGGCUCACCAGGAGGGUCCUGCAUGACUCCUUAGCUGCUGUCUCCACACUGGCCCCCAGGUGUGGCCCCUAGGGAGUGUUUUCUGGAACUACAGAGAUGCACAGGCGUCCACGAUGUCAUUGUGAGCUGUGUGUGGCACACACAUGCACACGUGGGAGUAAGAACCUAGAGGCCUGGACUUUCCCAGGGCGGACCGGCCAGGCGGCCGGCUGUGCAGGAGGGCCACCUGGACCUUCCCAGGGUGGACCAGCUGGGCAGCUGGCUCUGCAGGACGGUCGCCUGGACCUUCCCAGGGUGGACCGGCUGGGUGGCCGGCUGUGUGAGGGAUGGUGGCCUGGACUUUCCCAGGGUGGACCGGCUGGGUGGCCGGCUGUGUGAGGGAUGGUGGCCUGGACUUUCCCAGGGUGGACCGGCUGGGUGGCUGGCUGUGUGAGGGAUGGUGGCCUGGACUUUCCCAGGGUGGACCGGCUGGGUGGCCGGCUGUGCGGGACGGUCGCCUGGACCUUCCCAGGGUGGACCGGCUGGGUGGCCAGCUGUGUGAGGGAUGGUGGCCUGGACUUUCCCAGGGUGGACCGGGUGGGCGGCCGGCUCUGCGGGACGGUCACCUGAAGCUGGGCCCAGACUGCACACCCACUCCUUCGCAUCAAAGCCAUGAAGAGGCGUCCAAGAAAAGGCGUUGCAGCCCAAAGCCAAGAACAGUCAGAGUCGUCAAGAACAGGAGCGAGGGCAGGGGUGGAACAGCGCCUAUGCCAGGACAGGGGUCAUGGGGAUCAGCGAAGGCCAAGAGAGGAAGAGAGAACAUUUGGGGUAAAGAAGAGCUGGGGUGGGCCCGGCUGGUGCUGACUCACACCCCUGAGCCCUGCUUAGAAGACAGUCAGGGGCAUUUGCCUACUUUGACUUUGGAGGUGCCUCCCCCCGCCACCCUCUACCCCACCCACACGGCCAGCAGAUGACGUGCAGCUGGGGGGACUGGGCAUGGGCGUCUCUCACCUGAGCUGCACAGAUCAGAGGAAGCCGCAGCUCAGCGGCCCAAGGUCAUUUCCCCUGCAGCCCGCACAGCCGGGGGCUUGUCCUCUGGGAGUCAGUGGCCCAAGAUCUCUUUUGGAGCAUGUUUGGGACUCGCUGUGCCUGGAAGGCCAGGGCAUCCGAUUUCUCCUGGUGUCAUGGACUUUUCUUUGCUUCCAGAGCAUUCGCUGGGACCCCUGUAAUUUCUCCGGGACCCUUUUGAAUUUGAGGGUCUCUCCUUGAAUGGGGAGUUGAUGGGCAGCGUGUUGGCCUCAGGGACCUCUGUGUCCCAGCACUGAUCCCUCCAGGAUGUGGCUUCUCCUGUCCAGGGCCUCAGGCCUCCUCCACUUUGAGAGGGGACCACACUCCAGACUUUAUGCAUGCAGUCCGGUGGGAGACAUCACAAAGCUGGCCUGGCAAAGCCCUAAGGCGCCAGGUUGCAGGACACACAGAGCUGCCAGGGCCCUCUACCCCAUAGCUCUGGUGAAAGACCCCAGGCCCCUGAGAACCCCUUUGGGCCCCCUUCCGUGAGGUAAGAGCCCCUCUCCAGACACCCCUUGCUGGGCAGCAGCUAGGCCCAGCCUGCCUUCUCCAGCCCCGGGGCGGCUGCUCAGCCCCAGGUGCCGUUAGGAUGGCCGGCCUGUGUCAGGGCCCCCACUCAGCAUGUGUGUGGGAAGCCCAGCUCGGGCCGGGCAUCUGAUUUUGCGCCAGCUCCUGCCCAGCCCACCUGAGAACGCAGAGGUUUGGAUCCAGUGGGGAAUGUAUUCCUGCGCCGUGCUCUCAGUUUCAGAACAAACUUUGAGCUGAGCUACAGCUUUCUCACGGAUCCCCUUCUAGUCUUCCGAACAAAUCAGUCUGUGAUUUUUUAUUUUUUUCCAUUUAUUGCUGACCCUUUUGGAUUUAUGAGGCCGUGGGAGAGGAAUUAUGUAUUUCACACACACGCAUCUGGCACGGCAAUAAAUCUCCUCCACUGAAGCCCCCGCAGAUUUGCGGCAAAUCCGAUGGCUUCCCGGCUCGCCGCCACAUGGUUGGUGCUGACGUGCGGUGUGAUGCAGUGGCGGCUGCACUCACAGCUGGACUUUCCCUGGGAUCCCAGCAGGUGCCGGUGGCAGGGUGCCCUUGAAUGGGGCUGGUCGUGAGGAACGAAGGCAAACCCGGGCCAGGGCUUCCAAGGACAGCAGCGCUGGAGGGGGCCGGAGCUAUCAGGUUACUCUGACUGCAGGAGAAAAAGCCACUCCACCAGAGGUGUAAAUACAUUUAAUCUCCCAACAUGACACAUACAGAGCAGAGGGCUUUGGCAUUCAGAUAUAUCGACCGGGCGAGAUGGUAAUCCAAGGUUCCUCCCCUUCAAGGUCUCCUGCUGUUCUUGUCUGGGCUCUGAUCUGUCGUCACCGCUUGGGCCAAUAAAUCUUGAUACCGGCCUCCAGAGAA